ACUCGCUGUUCCUAUAAUGAAAUAUGCCCGAGACAUAAGGAUUUAUUAUUAUCAUUAUUUCUUAAAUCUCUCUCGGAUGUAGGAUUUCACUGACUUUGUUCUUUUCUGAAAAGUACUCGGGAGCAGGUAAAUGGGAAAUAUGGCAGUUAGGAGCGUCCUUUGAAGUCUUUUCCCUUUUCGUCGCUGGAUUGAUCGUGUAAUUGAGAGGGUGUUGUUUGAAAAGCCUCAUGUUUUCACCGGGUCAAGAGGAGCACUGUGCGCCCACCAAAGAGCCAGUAAAGUACGGCGAACUGGUGGUUUUGGGGUACAAUGGUUCACUCCCCAAUGGAGACAGAGGGCGAAGGAAAAGCCGGUUUGCCCUUUACAAGAGAACCAAAGCCAAUGGUGUCAAACCCAGCACUGUACACAUCCUUAACACGCCACAAGCCAGCAAGGCGGUGAACUGUAAGGGCCAGCACAGCAUCUCCUACACGCUGUCCAGAAACCAGACGGUGGUGGUGGAGUACAGCCAUGACAAAGACACAGACAUGUUCCAGAUUGGACGAUCAACGGAGGGCCCUAUUGACUUUGUGGUGACUGACACCGUGUCAGGCGGAGGGGAGAGUGAAGACACACCCAUCACUCAAAGCACCAUCUCCCGCUUUGCCUGCCGGGUGGUGUGUGAACGUAACCCGCCCUACACAGCACGUAUCUACGCUGCAGGCUUCGAUUCUUCCAAGAAUAUAUUUCUCGGAGAGAAAGCAGCCAAAUGGAAGAAUCCAGAUGGUCACAUGGACGGGCUGACAACCAAUGGUGUGCUAGUCAUGCACCCGCGGGGCGGGUUCACAGAGGAGUCCAAGCCUGGUGUGUGGAGGGAGAUAUCAGUGUGUGGAGAUGUUUACACACUGAGAGAAACACGGUCCGCUCAAACUCGAGGCAAACUGGUGGAGAGUGAGAGUAACGUACUCCAGGAUGGCUCUCUGGUUGACCUGUGCGGAGCCACGUUACUCUGGCGCACAGCCGAUGGCCUUUUCCACACCCCCACUCAGAAGCACCUAGAGGCUUUGCGCCAGGAGCUCAACGCAGCCCGGCCUCAGUGCCCCGUGGGACUCAACACCCUGGCCUUUCCCAGCAUGCAACGCUGCAGCCGUGCCCUGACCAGUGUCCCCCCCCAGGAGGACAAGCAGCCCUGGGUCUAUCUUGCUUGUGGCCACGUUCACGGCUACCACGACUGGGGCCACCGUUCUGAACGAGACGCCAAUGCUCAAAGAGAGUGUCCCAUGUGCAGAACCGUGGGCCCCUACGUGCCACUCUGGCUCGGAUGCGAACCAGCCUUUUACGUAGAUACUGGUGCACCAACGCACGCCUUCGUACCUUGCGGCCACGUGUGCUCUGAAAAGUCAGCCCGCUAUUGGGCGGAGAUUCCUUUACCGCACGGCACCCACGCUUUCCAUGCCGCCUGCCCCUUCUGCUCUACCCAACUCAAUCUGGCGCAAAAGUGGGCAAAGCUCAUUUUUCAGGAGCCUGUAGACUGAG
Messenger RNA from Sinocyclocheilus anshuiensis, 1515 nucleotides. Its product is annotated as E3 ubiquitin-protein ligase pellino homolog 2. Gene Ontology annotation, biological process: regulation of Toll signaling pathway; protein polyubiquitination. The record is from RefSeq and is a predicted model, not a curated record. The transcript is spliced from 6 exons. Gene Ontology annotation, molecular function: ubiquitin protein ligase activity; protein binding. Lineage: Eukaryota; Metazoa; Chordata; Actinopteri; Cypriniformes; Cyprinidae. Bases 228 to 1514 code for a protein of 428 amino acids.